This is a messenger RNA of Cetraspora pellucida, 345 nucleotides long. Lineage: Eukaryota; Fungi; Glomeromycota; Glomeromycetes; Diversisporales; Gigasporaceae. The record is from the annotation of a GenBank genome assembly.
AUGGAUUUUGAGGAUAAUCAAAUGAGAGUUAGCAGUGAAAAUUCGUUAGAUAGUGUAGUAUCCGAUCAUUCUACAGCUCUAUUAAUUGAGGAUAUUGUUGAUUUGACACAAGUAUAUGGCAUUACAGCAUAUAGCAAGUAUACAGCAUUACAGCAUAUGGCAAGUAUACGGCGUUUCAGCAUACGACAAAUAUACGGCAUUACGACAUACGGCAAAUAUAUGGCAUUACAGCAUACGGCAAGGCAUACAGCAAGUAUAUGCCAUACAUCACAUGUCAACAUAUACAACAUCAUAUCAAAUGUCAUAUAUAUGUCAUUGCGUCAUAUGUUACCUGCUAUGGCAUUC